AUGUGGAAGGUGUCGCUCAACGGCAAUUACAAGUGGGUCGACGAGCUGCCGCGUCUCCUGUCAGAUUACGCGCGCAAGCAUCGCACUAUCGGCAUGCGAUCCGCCGAAGUAACUCCCGCGAUCGCCGAAAGACUCUUGGACACGGUGUAUAGCGCGAUAAAGAUCGCGGGUCCUUCAAAAUUCAAAAUAGGCGAUUCGGUAUGCGUGAGCGAAUAUAAGACGAUUUUUGAGGAAGGUUACAUGCCAAAUUGGACCACCGAGGUGUUUACGAUCAUUAAGGUGCAGCGUACCAAUUUUGUAACCUAUUUACUCGAGAAUUAUCGCGGAAAAUCCGUCGCUGGAACGUUCUACGAGUACGAGUUGCAUCGCGCUACUCAUCCGUGUAUCUCGUGGAGAAAUAUACAGAUAUAA
Molecule: messenger RNA, 411 nt
Organism: Acromyrmex echinatior (Panamanian leafcutter ant)
Lineage: Eukaryota; Metazoa; Arthropoda; Insecta; Hymenoptera; Formicidae
Source: RefSeq, a predicted model, not a curated record